GACCCAAGCCUCGUGCAUUUUGUCUCAGCUGUGUUAUCGCGCCUGAUUCCGAACGCACUCUCAUCUCUACGCACUUGUUAAUUUUCUCGCUUGAAUUCGAUCCGCAACCGUGGUCACGGGGUAGCGCAUAACUGCUCGGCGUUCCGCUUCGUACGUAGCGGCCUCUUCCACUUCCAGCAAUUCGCAUACAACAGUCAUCCCGAGAGGCGCCAUGGCAUUCAAGUCAGAAGAGAAAGUCCCCGUCUCCGACGAGGAUGUUUCGAUGGCUUCAUCCUCGGCUGAGUCCGCGACCAGUUCGGCGGGUGAGUCGAGCAGCGAGAGCGGAAGCGACAGCGAGAGCGAAAGCACACCAACCUCUACCAAGCCUUCGGCCCACGCCCCUCAACCAUACAAGGCACCCUCCGGAUUCAAGUCGGUGAAACAGCAGAGUGCCCCGAAAAGCAAUGUCUCCUCGCUCCUGUCCGAUCUGCGCGGCAAGCAGGUUUACCACAUCACCGCGCCGGACUACCUCCCCCUCUCGAAAGUCGAAGAAGUCUCGUUGGCCAAGAUCAUGCAAGGCAAGCCGGUCCUGAAGUACAAGGGCGUACAAUACGGCAUCCCCGUGGAGAGCAUCAAGCAGCCCGGGGUGGGCGGACAAACCCUCCAGCUCUACGACCAGAAAACCAAGACCUACUACAGCACGGCCGCCAGCAACAUCCCGAGCUACCACAUCCAAGAGCUGGUGGACCUGCCCCGCGCGUCGGAGGAGGACAUCCUCGCGGCCGCCAAGGAGCAGGUCAAGCCCCCGCGCAAGCAGCCUAAGAACCUGAAGAUGCGCUUCCACCCCGUCGGAAGCGGACAGCUGCCCCCCGAGACGAUCGGGUCCAGUGCCGAAGAGUCCGACGGAGACGAGCCCACGUUCAAAGUGCCCAAGUCGUCGGAGAAGGAGCGGGAAGAACGGAAGCGCAAGCACCACCCUACGGAGGAAGAAGGAGCGCCUAGUAGCGAGGUGUCCCGCAAGAAGUCCAAGAAGCACACAUCGUCCCAGGACGCGGAGCCUGUAGAGGCCGAUGAGGACAAGAAGAGCAAGAAGAAGUCGAGUAAGAGCCGAGACGAGAAGAAGCGGAAGAAAGCGGAUAAGGCGGCUUGAUUGAGGCGAUGAUUGGGGGGGAGGGGCUGCUAUCCUUUGUUUCUUCUAUUAAAAGUUGGCAUUACUAGACAAGGUGUAAUCUUGCGGCUCCGUUUGGCAUGUGAUAAUUAUGUGACUGUUGUCUACUUGUAUAUAUGCAACAAUCGCCUGUGUCGCAAAUUGCAAUAGGGUGCAGUAUUCCAAGUUGGAGGGCAGGACUCUAUUUUCAGACGAGGGUUAUUCUGGGCCCACCGCCGACAACAAUUAGUGCCGAUCAACCCCGACUUUGGGUUUCGAACAGGGCUGCUAGGCGUAACUUAGCCACUAACUCCUCGUACUGG
This is a messenger RNA of Aspergillus uvarum CBS 121591, 1449 nucleotides long. RefSeq names its product DNA-directed RNA polymerase I subunit RPA34. The record is from RefSeq and is a predicted model, not a curated record. The coding region runs from base 212 to 1129 and encodes 305 amino acids. The transcript has 2 exons. Gene Ontology annotation, biological process: transcription by RNA polymerase I. Lineage: Eukaryota; Fungi; Ascomycota; Eurotiomycetes; Eurotiales; Aspergillaceae.